Messenger RNA from Cryptomeria japonica (Japanese cedar), 1749 nucleotides. RefSeq names its product glutamate receptor 3.4-like. Bases 1 to 1749 code for a protein of 582 amino acids. NCBI's taxonomy places the organism in Eukaryota, Viridiplantae, Streptophyta, Pinopsida, Cupressales, Cupressaceae. Gene Ontology annotation, molecular function: glutamate-gated receptor activity. The transcript is spliced from 5 exons. Gene Ontology annotation, cellular component: plasma membrane. The record is from RefSeq and is a predicted model, not a curated record.
AUGGCCAACAGAGCCAAUUCUGGGUGUGAAGUUGGGGUGCGGAUUGCGUUGGGUGCUCUUUUGUUUUGUGCUGCUGCCCUAGGAGAAGUGAAAGCUCCAUCAAUAAAUAUAGGUGCUAUAAUCGCGUUGAACACAACUAAUGGAAAAAUAGCUGAGACUGCUAUUGAAUUGGCGGUUGAAGACGUAAACAGAAACACCAGGAUUCUGAAUGGCACUUUCCUCAACAUUCAUAUCCGAGACUCCAAACAAGAUGCACUCACAGGCGUUUCUGCAGCAUUGGAGCUGAUAAGAAAAGGAUGUGUAAGCAUAGUCGGCCCACAGACAUCCGUGGUGGGUGAGUUCGUUGGGAAUUUGGGCGUUGCAGCGCAUGUUCCAAUUGUGACAUUUGGUGCAACGAAUCCCUCUCUCUCCAUGCAUCGAUACCCUUACUUCAUUCGUGCAGUGCCCAAUGAUAAAAUGCAAAUGAAGGCAAUAGCAAAGCUGAUAGAGGAGUAUAAAUGGACGGAUGUAGCGCUUGUGUAUGUAGAUGACGAUUUGGGCAUAGGGGCAAUCCCGGCCUUAAACGAUGCCUUGCGAGAUGCGAGGGCCAAAAUUGUUUUAAAAGCUGCAGUGCGUCCCCAGGCCAAUGUCUCUUCAAUAAGAAUGCUUCUUCAGGAUGAGUUGAUCGGGCUGAAGUCGCGAGUAUUCAUCGUGCAUAUGGAUGCUGAAUUGGCCCUAUUCCUGUUUUCCGAGGCGUACAAAUUAAGAAUGAUAAGCAGUGAUUAUGUAUGGAUCAUUUCCGACGGAUUUGCCAAUCUACUAGAUUCCGUCGACGCUAAUUCUUUCCUCUCUAUGAAUGGUGUGUUGGGGGUCAAAAGAAAACUCAUACAAACCGACCAGCCAAGGCUGAAUGAAUCUGCUAAAAGAUGGAAGCAGCGGUUUAGAGUCCAGAAUCCUACAAUACCAAACAUGGAAUUAAAUGCCCGCGCAAUUGUUGCAUAUGAUACGGUAUGGGCGCUUGCUUUUGCAAUCGAUCGUCUCCUGCAUAUGAAAUCGUGCAAGGGUGGUUUCUCAGAGAUCUCUAGUAGCACCAAAGUUUUGAAUUUUAAGGUUUUUGACGGUGGAGACCAAUUGCUUAAAGAGAUCCUAGAGACAAACUUUCUCGGCCUGAGCAGCCCUGUUCAAAUAAGUCGUGAAAGCGGAGAACCUUUGGAGUGCUCAUAUGAUAUAAUAAAUGUUGUUGAAAAUAAUUAUAGCCAAGUAUUUUCACCAUUCCUCAAUGUGAAACUAGAUCAUGACAGUCCAGGUGCACAAAACCAGACUAACGAGAUUAGAGGCUUCUGUAUUGAUGUGUUCAAAUCGAUGCUCAAAAGAUUGGAUUAUGAAUUGCCCUUUGAACCGAUACCUUAUGGAACUGGCAGUGUCACUGCAGGCUACUAUGAUGAUCUCGUCUACCAGGUCUAUCUCCAGAACUUCGAUGCGGUUGUGGGAGAUGUAACGGUGCUUGCAAAUCGGAGCAGGUAUGUGGAUUUCACACAACCGUAUACGGAGUCGGGACUGAUAAUUAUCGUAGCAAUUUCAGACAAGCGAUCAAGUGAUUCCUGGGCCUUCCUGCACCCCUUUACUCCAGCCAUGUGGAUAACUACUGUUACAUUUUUCAUUUUCACGGGAGCUGUUGUUUGGUUUUUGGAGCACAGACAAAAUCGGCAAUUUAGAGGGAAACCAGUCUUGACAUUCAUCUGGGGAGAGGAUUGUAAGCUGUCUGGGUAG